This is a messenger RNA of Lonchura striata (white-rumped munia), 1275 nucleotides long. NCBI's taxonomy places the organism in Eukaryota, Metazoa, Chordata, Aves, Passeriformes, Estrildidae. The record is from RefSeq and is a predicted model, not a curated record.
GGGCGGGUGAGCGCCGCCAUUUUGCAGGAAGGGGCGUGUCCGGGCCUGGCAGCGAGGGGAGAGCAGCGUCAUGGCCAAUGUGCUCUGUAACAGAGCAAGAUUGGUCACCUACCUCCCAGGCUUUUAUUCCUUGCUCAAAAGAGUUGGGAAUGCCAAAGCUUUUUCCACUGCAGGAUCCUCUGGCUCAGAUGAGCCUCACGUGGCUGCUGCACCUCCUGAUUUAUGUCCCCGGACGGUGUGGCCGGACGAGCUGAUGGGGCCCUUCGGGCCGCAGGACCAGCGGGGCUCUGAUGCUCCCCAGAAGCAGCAGAUCAAUAAUGCUGAGACCUACUUUGAGAAUGCCAAGGUGGAGUGUGCAGUGCAAGCCUGUCCUGAGCUGCUGAGAAAAGAGCUGCAGCCGCUGUUCCCCGCGCUGGGCCCGCGCAGCCUGACGGUGCUGACGGUGACGCAGCGCAGCGCGCAGGACAUGAGCGCCUGGAGCGCCGAGGCGCAGCAGGAGCGCGAGCAGCUCCUGGACAAGUUCAUCAAUGGUGCCAAGGAAAUCUGCUAUGCAAUUGCUGCUGAGGGCUACUGGGCUGAUUUCAUUGAUCCCACCUCAGGACUGGCAUUUUUCGGGCCUUACACCAACGACUCCCUGCUGGAGACCGACGAGCGCUACCGGCACUUGGGCUUUGCCGUGGAUGACCUGGGCUGCUGCAAGGUGAUCAGGCACAACCUUUGGGGUACCCACGUGGUGGUGGGCAGCAUCUUCACCAACGCUGAGCCCCACAGCCCCAUCAUGAGGAAGCUCAGUGGCCACUGAGCCCUCCAGCUCCUUUUGGCCUCUUGGGAUUCGUGGAGUUCUUGGAUUCUCCAUCAGCAUCGUCGCGAGUUCCUCGUUCCCAAGGUUCUUAGAGAAUAAAAGUAGCUGUUAUUUAUUCCUGGUCUUUUGGGGAAUGUGUGUUCACCACUUGUGGGUUUGGAAUAUGGAUUGGCAGCAUUGAGAAACACAAGAAUUACCAUUUCCUUUUCACAUUUUCCAUUUUAUCUUGCCUCGACCGUUCUUUCGCUGGUCGAUUUAGUGUUCGGAAUCCUCUGAAAAUGCCACUGAAAUUCCCAACAAGCUGCCAUUCCUGAAAUUAGCAACUGGCCAAAAAAAUGGGAUGAGUCAUAAAAUUGUUCUCCCAGAAUUCAGAACUUAAUAAAAUCUGAGCUAAUCACUCAUUUGCUGUUGGAAAAUGAGAAUGAGGUCAACUUUCAGUGGUCUCCAACUCAAAAUCCUUAAUUAUCCUGGAA